Messenger RNA from Triplophysa rosa, 6230 nucleotides. RefSeq names its product MAP/microtubule affinity-regulating kinase 4a (gene mark4a). Gene Ontology annotation, molecular function: ATP binding; protein serine/threonine kinase activity; tau-protein kinase activity. The transcript is spliced from 17 exons. Bases 647 to 2920 code for a protein of 757 amino acids. Gene Ontology annotation, biological process: intracellular signal transduction; protein phosphorylation; microtubule cytoskeleton organization. The record is from RefSeq and is a predicted model, not a curated record. Gene Ontology annotation, cellular component: cytoplasm. NCBI's taxonomy places the organism in Eukaryota, Metazoa, Chordata, Actinopteri, Cypriniformes, Nemacheilidae.
AUGCUCGAGCGCGUGUGUCAGUCAGUCAGUGAGCGCUAGAGGAGGCAGCAGUGGCGCAUCUCACAUAACCGCCGCUGGAAUAUAACGGCCGCUUAGGAUGUGAGCGAUUUUCGGCCUCGCCACCGGCCAAAGCCUUCGUUUUUCCAUGACAAACGGAUGCGAACAGAGACAGCGCGCGCGUGAGGGCGUACGGUACAGAGAAGCGGACAGAUAAUCGGUAUUAUUAUGAGAAAAGAGGACGGUGUAGUCGGAGCCGUAUUUGUUUUGCUAGCGGAGAUGAGGCGGGGGGUAGCGAGUCGCUACAAAAUCGUUGGGCUCCGGCCAAGCAUUGCUCUGUUUUUGCACGUAUAAACCGCCGAGCUCGCGUUUCCAUCGAACAUAGACGCUUUUGAACGUUACGGCUUGCAUCACAUCAAAAUAAUGCAGCUGUCUCGAGGACAUCUGUGAGAUUUGCGGGACUGCUGUUGCCGCUGCCAUGACAGACGCAGGCUUUACGGCUCAACCGGCUACCGUGCAGGCGGUGUGAGAGAAGCGCGGCCCCAGCUGCAGCAGCACGGCCGAUGUGGGCUGCCUUUACCGGGGGAGCUUAAAUUUGUAAAUAUUUAUUCACGCUAUUCGUCGCUAAUCGUUUGCAAUCUCAGGGAAAAUGUCCUCUCGGUCUGCUUUACCGUCUGCGAACGACCGGAGCACAGAUCAUCAUGCGUCCCUGGUGGCGAGUCGCUCUGAAAAGGGGACGAAUGUGUCAAGUCGUUCACUGGGUGCAAGGUGUCGUAACUCCAUGGCCUCUUGCUCAGACGAGCUGCCGCAUAUUGGAAACUAUCGGCUCCUUAAAACCAUCGGCAAGGGAAACUUUGCUAAAGUCAAAUUAGCCCGCCACAUCCUCACAGGCAAAGAGGUUGCAAUAAAGAUUAUUGACAAAACUCAGUUGAACCCAACCAGCCUACAAAAGCUGUUCAGAGAGGUGCGGAUUAUGAAGACCCUCCACCACCCCAACAUAGUGCAACUCUUCGAGGUUAUUGAAACUGAGAAGACGCUUUAUCUUGUGAUGGAAUAUGCAAGUGGAGGUGAGGUGUUUGAUUACCUGGUGUCUCAUGGGAGAAUGAAGGAGAUUGAGGCUAGAGCCAAAUUCAGACAGAUUGUGUCAGCUGUUCAUUACUGUCACCAGAAGAAUAUAGUUCACAGAGAUCUGAAGGCUGAAAAUUUGCUGCUGGAUGCAGAUUCUAAUAUAAAGAUUGCAGACUUUGGCUUUAGUAAUGAGUUUACACUGGGGAAUAAGUUGGACACGUUCUGCGGUUCCCCGCCUUACGCAGCUCCAGAGCUCUUUCAAGGCAAGAAGUAUGAUGGGCCAGAGGUGGACAUCUGGAGUCUGGGGGUCAUCCUCUACACACUGGUCAGCGGUUCUCUUCCUUUUGAUGGACAGAACCUCAAGGAGCUGCGUGAGCGCGUGUUGAGGGGAAAGUAUCGUGUGCCCUUCUACAUGUCCACAGACUGUGAGGGGAUCCUGCGCAGAUUUCUUGUGCUAAAUCCCUCCAAACGUUGCACUCUAGAGCAAGUGAUGAAGGACAAGUGGAUGAAUACAGGGUAUGAGGGUGAGGACCUAAAGCCCCACAUUGAGCCAGUGGAGGACUACAGUGACGCCAACCGCAUUGAGAUUAUGGUCGGCAUGGGUUUUACCACAGAAGAGAUUAAAGAUUCUUUACUCAAUCAGAAAUAUAAUGAAGUCACGGCUACAUAUCUGUUGUUGGGCCUAAAGACAGAGGAUGCCCCUGAGUCCCGAGUUAGUGGCAGUAUGACGUUGCCACGGGCGCGUCCGAGCCCAAUUACCAACGGAACCAACAAACACUCCUCUUCUUCAUCAUCUUCCUCAUCCUCACACAGCAAGACUCAGCGCAGUGCCUCUACCUACCAUCGCCAGAGACGGCACAGUGACUUCUGUGGUCCCAGCAUGCCUGUGAUGCACCCUAAGCGCAGCCCGACCAGCGGCGGAGAUCGUGAGCUACGCGAGAGCCGCAUGCCACCGCGGAAGGCCAGCUGCAGCGUAAUGGGCAGUCGGACCCUCCCUCCAUCCAGCCCGAUGGUCAGCACCGCUAACAACCCCAACAAGGCGGAGAUACCUGACCGGCGCAAAGAGAUGACAGCCACCACCAAUAAUAUCCCAGGAAGUACUAUGACCCGCAGGAACACUUACGUAUGUACAGAUCGUUCCAGCACUGACCGCCACUCUCUGCUGCAGAACGGCAAAGACAACAGCUCUCUGUCUCAUCGCCUCCCCCCCACCUCUCCCUCCACCCUCAGUAUUGUCGGAGCAGGCGCUUCCUCCUCUUCCUCAGGCGAGCGCUGUCGACUGACACGUGGAUCCACCAUCCGGAGCACCUUCCAUGGGGGUCAGCUCCGUGACCGCGUGCCGCCCACCUAUGGACCUCCACCCACAUCGCCCACCCUCAGCCAUGACGCUGGAGCCUUGCCGCCCAACACCCGCAGCCGUGCCACUUCUAACCUGUUCACCAAGCUCACCUCCAAACUCACACGCCGGGUCGCAAAUGAAUCUGAGGGAGUCUGCAGAUCUUCGGUCACAAGUGGCAAUUUAUCUGGGGAUCAGAAAGCGUCCGAGCCCUGGGGCGGGGGAGGGGGGUGGGAUGUAAAGAGUCAUCUCUCCCGUCCCCCCCGGGCCCCCGCAGAAGUGAUACUGGCCUUGCGUGAGGCAGCAAGGGGGUGUGGCUGCCAGGUCCGGCACGCUGGCCCGUUUCUGCUGUGCUGCAGUCAUGGGGCAGCAGGGUCGAAGGUCGCCUUCCAAGCUGAGGUGUGCCAACUGAGUAUGGGUCCCGCAGAGGCUAACGGAGUACGCUACACACGCUUGUGGGGGGCCCCCCUCGCCUUCAGGCACAUCGCAUCGCAGAUCUCUAAAGAGGUGGAACUCUGAGGGGAUGGGGGAGGAAAUUUGUCUCGGAUACGACCCCUCACUACCGAAGUGACUUUGACCUGACCACCUAUGUGUUAUAGACUUAAAACAACAUUUGCUCCCUCGUCCAGUCAACAUACUGCAUACACCGAAACUUUAAACACACACACAUUUACAUGAGCAAACGCAGUCACUUUAAAGACACGGGACACUGACGUCUAAAAAACAAAAACAAGCACACCCCGUUUCAUGCGCAACAUGAAACACGAGCGCUUCUGAACACACACACACACUCCGAGCAGCCUCAUUCACUGGAUCUGGAUUGAAUCCAGUUUAGUAUUUUUAUUCUCAUUGUAGUCAUGAAAUUCUUACUUCAAUAAUUGAUGUCAUUCUUUUUUUAAACACUUUUGUAUGUUUUCAACAAGUCUCGUCAUUUUAAACGGGUCAUCGUUUUUUAUGUUUUUGUGAUUAACGUGUCGUACAUUUGUUAAUACACAGUUCAUAAACUUACUGAAUCAUUGAAAACGUAGAACUGUAGCUGCCAAUGAACUAUAUGCACAAAUAUGAAGUUGGCAAACACAUCAUAACGUCAUCAUAGCUCACGGUGCCCACCCAAAUCAAAAUCAGACUCGCUGGUGUCCACAAAUCUGAUGAGGCUAUAAGCCAAUCCAUCACAGACUCGUAGUGGAACACGCUACACUUUGUUCAUGAGAUCGCAAAAUUUUCUUCCCUAGGAAACGUGUUUUCUGAAGUAUAGUGCCAGUUUACUUAUCACCUUCAAAUGAUUUAUUAUCCAGAUAUAGAAGAGACAUUGAUGCCAACUGACUUGACUCUGACCCUUCUUACACUGGCUUUGUGAUUGGUUGAUAGCUCUUUACUUGUUGGAUUUUAAUUUUUGUUUUGACACUUUUUGGAUUACGAAUAUUCCAUGAUCCUGUACCAUAUUAGAGUUGCCCGAUCAGAGUUGAGGUUACAGCAUGUGUGAUUGUGUAAAGUCAGAUCGAUUCGGCUCUAAGGAAUCACUGUUCGUGAAGACACAAGCAUUGUGGAUAUCUGAAUAGAACUUUCCCAAACAUGAUUUAAUUACCAAAUCUAAAUUAGAAUUUCUAUUGUGUGUAUACAUAACACCUACAGAAAUAAUAGAAGCAAAUAUAUUUUCAAAGUACAUGAAAUAUUACAAAUGCACCAGAUAUCUACAAUGCAGGAGACUUUCAUGCAGGAGUGCAGGGAAAGGUUUAGUGCUCUUACUGCUGAAUAGGUUUUGUAGGGGCAAAUGCACCAACAGGGCUUGUAAAAGAGCUGUAUUGUAUGUGGCAAGACAGUGUUUCUUUAGUUUGGCAUCCACGUAGAAGCAUUUCAGUAGCCAUGCCAAGUCCUAACAAUGCUGUGUAACACCCUACAGGUGCCCAUAAGUCUAUAAGCAGUUUUUCUGGUCUAAAAAAAUAUCCGUGGACUGGCCAUCGUAGCCAUCUGUGAAUCUGUUUCUCUUAUAGAUUUGUAGUGAUUGAACAGAAGGUAUAUGCUGCUAUGGACCAAUCCCUUAUAAACUUAAAAAAGCCUCUGCCUUUGUUUUUGAGCAAAACUAGUUAUUAGUGCUUUGCAUUAGUAAAAGAUUUUACUAUUGAGUGGAUCAAAAAUGUGAUUAUUAGUGAUGGUAAUGGUGCAAUAGCAAUAAAUGUUAUACGUUAUAUGAUGUUAUAUGUUGAAAGUUGUUUUUAUAUUAUGCCGUGCUUAGGCCCUGUUGGUGCUGCCAGAGAUAUUUAAUAUAAGGGGGUAUGUGAGACGCAGAUUUUCAAUCAGGGUGUGGACAGCAAUGUCAUACAGAUUUCAGGUUGAAUACAUUCAGGUUGUGGUGUGUUAGAGACGCUUUGGUUGAGGUAUUAUGACAUUUUACAUAAAUACAGAAGGAUUCAUUUCUAUUUCCUCCAUGCUCAUAAAAGGGUUUCGAUUUGGCCCGAUAUGCUAGUUUGUGUUGCAGAGUUGGUUGUUGAUUUUGUGGUUGUCGUUUGCAUCCAGUACAUCAAAGGCCGAUCUACAAUUUCACACUUGAAAGUUACUUGACUUUAAACUUUUGACUUAUGCCACUUAGCAACUCAAAUGCCAUUGAAUUCUCUUACAGAUCCACUUUUUAUGUUGUCUCAUUCACUUAUUCUCUGCCUUUGUGCUGCACAUUUGGAAAGACCCCGGUUCCUCCUCGUCCAGUUGUUGAAUCAAUGGAACCCCUUGUGUCAUUGUUCUGUCCGCUCUGGACUCCUGUCACGGAGAGACUUCUGUUUCGAACUGAGCAGUGUAAUAAGUCCUGGACCAAUCUGACUCGGUCUGGUUUAGACUGGACUGCUGAGAUCUGUAUCUGUUAGAUGUCCGUUAAGACCCUCUGUGCACUCAUGUUGACUUGAAUCAGCUGCAUCCUACAGCUUUGUGGGUAGUACCCAUAUUUGGCCACCGGAAGGCGCCAAUGUCUUAAAUGUGAACACUUGGAUUUGUGUAUAUUUGCACAGGUACUUAAUUUAUUUUCUAGAGUAAUUAUCUUGGGAGAAAAAAAAGUGGUUUAUAUCAGUCAGACUCUGACUGUAUAUAAAGAUUAUGAUACUGAUGAUCAUAUUGUGAGUAUAGUAUAAACAGUAUCUUAGAACUCCAGGUUAACUCAUAGCUAGAGCAGAGACUCUCUGCUAGCUCUUCAGACGUUUCUAUGUGUACUGAAGUGAAACACUAACCUGCAAUCCUGCAUGAUUCAGAGAAAGGAUGGAAGAUGGAGAAAAGAUACACAUGAAAUAACGCAAGGUGCAGAAGAAUUACGGGGAGGGAGGGAGGGAGGGAGAGAGAGAGAGAGAGCGAGCAAGCGUGUUUGCUAGUAUGUGUACGUGUGUGCAUGUAUGUGUGAAUAUUAUAACCCUGUUCUGUCCCUCCCCUUCUCUCUCUCGUUUGUGUGUGAGAAUUAAGGCAGACCUUUGCUUUGGCAGCCAUACUUGACCUGGAGUGAAAGCGUGUUGGUAUGAAUGAGCUUUAUAUGUUAAAGGGAAUAUUAUGGAUAGUGAAAGAGUUUUGAAUCGGUGUGUUGAGCGUGUUCUGUCUGAAUGGUAAAAUCUCUCCAGUUCAGUGUUGUGCUAUCUGUCAUGUGAAUUGUCUGCUAUGAUGUUGGAUUUCUCAUGAUGCAUUUAGCUAAAAUGCAAUAUGACAGAAAGAAAUCAGGUGGACAAACCGUGUACAUGAGAGAGAGAUUCAAUACUGUUGUUUGCAGAAAGUGAUUUUUUCGCCAGAGGUAUUUGAACUUCUGGACAAAUAUUAAAAUGGAAACAAAAGAUCUUGAGAGAAAUAAACUUCACUGAUGUUG